This is a messenger RNA of Yamadazyma jaroonii, 1284 nucleotides long. Lineage: Eukaryota; Fungi; Ascomycota; Pichiomycetes; Serinales; Debaryomycetaceae. The record is from the annotation of a GenBank genome assembly.
AUGUUUAAACACUUAAAGAUCAAAGAAAACAGAUAUAUUGACACAAUCCAUGAAACAGCUAAAUGGGGAGCAAAAGGAGUUUGGGGACCUGGUGAAACCGAAACUGGUGUUUGUAGAUUAGCUCUUAGUGAUGAAGAUAAGAAAGUAAGAGAUUGGUUUGUUGAAGAAGUUAAAUCUUUAGGAUGUAAAGUGACAAUUGAUGCCAUGGGGAAUAUUUUUGCCGUUUAUCCUGGUAAAAAUGAAGGUUUACCAUUAGCAAUUGGUUCACAUUUAGAUACUCAACCCACUGGUGGAAGAUAUGAUGGUAUUUUAGGUGUUUUAGGAGGUUUAGAAGUCAUAAGAACUAUGAAAGAUAAUGAUUUUGUUCCAAAUUAUCCAAUUGCUGUUAUCGAUUGGACCAAUGAAGAAGGAGCUAGAUUUCCAAAAUCUUUAAUGUCAUCAUCAGUUUGGGCUGAGGUUAUCGAUAAAGAAGAAGUUUACAAUUUAAAAUCCAUAACUGAUAAAAAACCUGUUACUGUAUUAGAAGAAUUAGAAAGAAUUGGUUAUAAAGGAGAAACUGAAGUUAGUUAUAAAGCUAAUCCUAUCAAAGCCCAUUUUGAAAUUCAUAUUGAACAAGGUCCAAUUUUAGAAGAAAAUGAAAAGAAAAUUGGAGUUGUUAAUGGUGUUCAAGCAUACAGUUGGACUAAUGUUAGAGUUAAAGGUUUGGCUGUCCAUACGGGAUCAACUCCUUUCAAAUCUCGUUCAGAUGCAUUAUUAGCAGCUUCAGCUAUGAUCGUUAAAGGUAAUGAAAUUGCUAAGAAACAUUCAGGAUUAUUUUCUGUUGGUUCAAUUGAAUGUUUACCUAAUGUUGCCAAUGUCGUUCCUGAAGAAGUUGUUUUCAUUGCUGAUGUUAGAAGUACUGCUGAUGAAUCUUUAUAUGCCAUUAAGAAAGAAUAUGAAGCUGAAUUUACUAAAAUUGCUGGUGAUUUAGGUAAAAACACAACUGUGGUAUUCGAAGAAUUGAUUACUUUCGAAAACACCAGAUUUGAUAAAAAAUGUAUCGAAUGUGUUAGAAGUUCAGCUAGUGAAUUAUUUGGUGAAGAUAAGAUCAUGGAUAUCAUUUCAGGUCCUGGUCAUGAUUCUUGUGCUACUGCUACUAAAGUUCCAACCACCAUGAUCUUUAUUCCUUCUAAAAACGGAAUCAGUCAUAAUCCUGCAGAAUAUUCAAGUCCUGAACAAUGUCAUGAAGGGUUCCAAGUGUUAUUGAAUUCUGUAUUGAAAUAUGAUUCUUUAAGAACAGAUUAG